GAAGAAAUCGCAGCCAACAACCCGGCAGUAGGUGGAGCUCCGCCUUUGAGCAAAUACUGGCAAAACAUUUAACGAGGCGGGGGGGGGGGGGGGGGGGGGGAGGCUGCCAGAAAAUGGCAGUGUGUGAGACCUCCUCUCCCCAAGGGCAGGGAGACUGGCUGCCAAGGCUGGACGAGGAGCCCCCUCGCUAUAAAGGAGACAGCCCGCACACCGGGACUCUCAGCACUCGCUGCUCCCUCCACAGGCAACUCUCGCCGAGCGCAUUUGCAUUUCACAAGGGAACCGGUACCUCUCAUUUCACCAGCUGAUUUCAACUGAUUUAAAGAGAUACUCCUGGGCAGGCUGAUCCCGAAAGUUUUUAUUGCUCCGAAUCUGAGGCCGAUCACCAGUUGCUUCACAGAUCAUCUUGGAAUACAGGAGGACUGCCGUUUAUAGACUAGAGAAGGAACACCUGAGGCUUUGGUGCAAAGCUCCCUGCGAGUUGGAUCAUUGGAAACAGAUUUAAAUUUCUGAGAAUACAAUAUGAAGGUUCAAUUGCUACUCCUUGCCAAUCUGAAUCUCAUCUGUGCAUUCAUCCCAGUGCAUGAAAUGAACCCAACGUUUUGGAGGAACCAAGCCCAGGAUACACUGAAAAAUGCCCUCAACUUGCAAAAACUCAACAUUGGCGUUGCAAAAAAUGUUAUUCUUUUCCUGGGGGAUGGUAUGGGUGUCCCCACGGUGACCGCUGCUCGAAUUCUAAAGGGCCAAUUGGAAAACAGGAAUGGAGAGGAAGGGUUCUUGGAAAUGGACAAGUUCCCACACGUGGCUCUUUCAAAGACCUAUAACACCAACGCCCAAGUACCUGACAGUGCUGGCACGGCAACGGCCUACCUGUGUGGCGUGAAGGCAAACGAAGGCACCGUGGGUGUGAGCGCGGCCUCAGUGCGUAAACAGUGCAACACCACCUUUGGCAAUGAGGUGACAUCCAUUCUGAAGUGGGCAGAAGAUGCUGGCAAAUCAACGGGCAUCGUCACGACUACACGGGUGCAGCAUGCCACGCCCAGCGCUGCCUACGCACAUUCCGUGAACCGGGACUGGUACUCAGACUACGAAAUGCCAUAUGAGGCGCUGGAGCAAGGCUGCAAGGACAUCGCGCAGCAGCUCAUUUACAACAUCCCUGACAUCGAGGUGAUAAUGGGUGGCGGCAGGAAGUACAUGUUCCCAAGGGACACUCCUGAUGUUGAAUAUCCCAAUGAGUGGAAAGCUAACGGCUCCCGGCUCGAUGGAAAGAACCUGGUGGAGGAAUGGAAACACUCGAAAAAGGACAAGAAAGCUCAUUAUAUCUGGAACCGAGAGCAGCUGAAGAAACUUGACCUGAAUGAAGUGGACCAUUUAAUGGGUCUUUUUGAACAUGGUGACCUGCAGUACGAGUUGGAGAGAAAUAAAACUUCUGACCCUUCACUCGAAGAGAUGGUAACAGCAGCUAUCAGGAUUUUGAGCAAGAAUCCAAAAGGCUUCUUCUUACUUGUGGAAGGUGGCAGGAUAGACCAUGGGCAUCACGAAGGCAAAGCUAAGAUGGCCCUAUUUGAAGCAGUGGAGAUGGACAAAGCCAUCGGAAGGGCUGGCACAUUGACGAGAGACACUGAUACAUUAACAGUUGUCACCGCUGAUCAUUCUCACGUCUUUACCUUUGGCGGCUACACGUUUCGAGGAAACAAUAUAUUUGGCCUUGCUCCGUAUUUAAGUGAUGUGGACAACAGGCCAUUCACCUCGAUACUCUACGGAAAUGGACCUGGCUAUGCCUUGGAAAAUGGAGAGAGGGCAAAUGUUUCAACGAGUGAAAUCAAUGAGAACCAUUACCAGGCGCAGUCGGCCGUCCCGCUGAGGCACGAAACACACGGAGGGGAAGACGUGGCCAUAUUUGCGAAGGGCCCGAUGGCCCACCUCUUCCACAGCGUACACGAGCAGAACUACAUCCCGCACGUGAUGGCGUACGCGGCCUGCAUUGGCCAGAACCGGGACCACUGCACUAACCUCAACACCUUGCCCUGCGACAAUGGCGCCUGGGCUGCCCAGGGCACCAGUGCAAUCUUGUUAGCCCUGCUGGCACUACUGGCCUGUGUCUAGCUCAACAUCUACCUGGGACUUGCUCCAGGACGGACUGUCCUAUUAGUCAGGAAUCCACCACCCUCUUUUCAGUACAUUGGCUAUGGCCUGUGAAACAUUGUGGUCAGAGGAAGGAGUCACGGGAAGGAGCUGAGUGUAUCUAGAUGAAGCUAGCCACAGUCUCUCUGAUCACAGUGCACCAUAAGCUCAAAAUGGCCAAUUCCCUCCCUGCCUUCCAUCCUCACUUCCCUCGCCUACCUCCUAGAUCCUCCCACAGAGCCUCAAAUUGAGACCUGCAAUUUAAAGGCAUGAACCUUAAACAAAAACCACUAGCUAACUACGUAGCAAAAUGAAUUUUGAUAGCUAAAUUCCAAGUGCAGCCACUCUUGCAGUGACUGGCUCCCCCUGCUUCCUGGUCUGCCGGAGACCUAAUUCCGAGUUCCUGGGUAUCCCCAGUGGAUGAUAUCCGUGCCUGGUGCAAUGACCAACCAGACCCUACGCUCACACCCUCUGUCACAAAACAAGAUUCUCCUCACGUUCACCCGCACCCCAUUGGAUUGGAACCAUCGACUGAAUGAGAGCCAAGCACCAGCUCACCCUGAUGAGAUUCUCACAGCGAUGAAAACAUCCCUGUCUCUUUGCACUGGUGCUGGACAAUCUCUCCAUCCCCCCUCCCUCUUGAAGAUGCCAUUGAGUCAAUCACUGCGUCCCUCUCCAGCUUUCUAUGAAGUGUUUCUUCAUAGUUAGUAAAGCAGCAAAUAAAUGGGUGAAUGAGGGGGAGAGUGCGUGGUGGGUGACCUGAUAUCUGGCAUGGAAAAGCUAUCCUCAGUGCAAGCCUGUUAAUGGGGAUACGCAUGACUGGACUGUUGGUUAACCUCUCAGCAUGGAGGAACCAUCCCCAAAGGAAGCUGCCACAUGAGAUGUUGUCAGAUUACAAUGGCUCUACCAAAUGGAUAAGUGGCAACCCUGGCGGACUUGCUUCUCAUGCACCCCUCCCCCCUAACCCCAAAGGCAAUGGUAUUUGCUAAAUUUAAUGCGAUCCAUAGAUCUCGCCAGCUUCCGAGAACUCUUGAGGUAAUAGUGUUUUGUCUCGCAUUGGUUUCAGACAACCAGAACAAUGCCAGCGUUUGGAUCUUCCAGCAUUAGACUGUGCAAAACCCCAGGAACAUUGUCUUUUGCAUCAAGACUUUGAGCAUUACUCUUGCAGAAGACCCAUUUUAAUGUUUUUCUACCUUUUUAAAUAGUCAUAUGAAGCAUCUCUGCGCCAAAAUAAAAGAAAAUCUGCGAAUAUUGGAAGCCUGAAACCAUAGCAUAAACUGCUGGAAAUUCUUAGUAGGUCGGGCAGCAUUUAUGGGUAGAGAAACAGAGUUAACAUUUCAGGUCGAACAUCCUUCAUCAGAAAGUUCUUUUAACCAAUCUUUGACCUGAAGCGUUAACUCUGUUUCUCUCUCUAUAGAUACUGCCUGACCUGCUGAGUGUUUCUUUGCACAUUCUGCUUUUUAAAUCUCUGUUCCAAAAGUUGGAUUAAUGUCAAAAUAACAAUUUACUACAGUCUGCGUGUGCUUUUAUUCCUUUACUCCAAUUUUCAUUUGUAGAAAUGUGAUCAAAAGGAACUGCAGACGCAGGUUUAUACAAAAGGUGGAGACAAAAUGCUGGAGUAACUCUGCAGGUCAGGCAGCAUCUCUGGGGAAAAUGGAUAAGUGACGUUUCAGGUCGGGUCUGAAGCCUGAUGUCCUGAGUUACUGCAGCAUUUUGUGUCUAUCUUUUAUUUGUAAAAAGUUCUGUGUUUCCCAGUGGGCGCCGACUCCAGAUCUCUAUGGGUGAUCGGAGUUGUUGGAUAAUCUCAUAAAAGGCUACUUUCGUAUUGCAAUUGCUCAUAUACCCUUCCCUUUUAGUCAGGAGGGUGUGGGGAGUUUAGUCACUGAGAUUGUGUUCAACAUGCUGCCACUGUGUUAUCAAUGCUCAUGACUCCAUGAAGAAACCUGAACACACCUUUGGAGCAGAGGUUUUUUGAAGUGUUUCCUGAAUCUGACCGCUCGACUUUGGAAUUCACUUCAAAUUCUCUUUCAACUUAUCCAUCAGGGAAUGAGUAUUAGCAGAAAUCGCAGAUUUGAAACAUAUAGAGAUGUGGAUAAGCAUAAAGUUAUUUGUUAUCUAUUAAGACAUCAUUGAGGUAUAACACCACAACAUUUUAAUGGUUGAAUAUAAAGCCUUCUGUAAAUCGAACUCAAAACAUAUUUCAAACUGUGUUCCUUUGUGUUAACAAUAUUACCUUUGUAGUUACAGAAAGCUUUUAUAAAAUAAAAUGUUUUCACUGUUUUAUCAAA
Messenger RNA from Amblyraja radiata (thorny skate), 4412 nucleotides. Its product is annotated as alkaline phosphatase. Gene Ontology annotation, biological process: dephosphorylation. The transcript has 13 exons. The record is from RefSeq and is a predicted model, not a curated record. Gene Ontology annotation, molecular function: alkaline phosphatase activity. Gene Ontology annotation, cellular component: plasma membrane. The coding region runs from base 523 to 2106 and encodes 527 amino acids. NCBI's taxonomy places the organism in Eukaryota, Metazoa, Chordata, Chondrichthyes, Rajiformes, Rajidae.